UGUAAAUAAAUUAGAUUUGCUUCAACCACUGUUUUUAUUUACAGCAAAGGCACCAUGUUACACUGCAUUAAAUUGCAAGACAUCUUUGUAUAGUAAUAAAAAUUUUCCAUUCCAUAAAAUACGAGAAUUUACUAAUCAAAAAGGAAAGUUAACAGAAAAUAAAUCUAUACAAAAUAAGUACACAGCAAAGAGUGUAAAUAAAACAAAUAUGAAAACUAAACCAGACAUAAGAGGAAAUAAAAAGACAUCUUCUUCAUUAAAGGAGCGUUUUAUAACUCUAGUUCCACGAUCGCCGAAUGACCGAAUAAAAUUCUUUGAGAUAUAUGACAGCGAUACCCACAAACCUCAUAUUUUUGGGAGCGUUCUUAAUAAUGAUACAAUGAACAAUAUUAUGGAUUUUGAUCAAAUUCAUCACAAUAUUGAUAACCAUGGUGUUGUUAAUAAAACGAGACAUGUAAAGAAAUAUGCCAGUUACAAUGUUAAUGAUAACAACAGUCGAUAUGUUAACCAUCAAGCUGAAACGACAAAAUACAACAACUCUACAGUACUGAAGGUAAUGGGAAAGAUUUUGACGAAACAUAGUCAACCUGCUUUGUGGACAGACUUUCCUUUUGUUGCAGUUUAUGUAUAUGAACCGAUGCAGGUUAGAUGUGAUUCCGCUGCCAUAAGCCCCCACUGGCUCGUAGCAUCAGCGACUUGUCUCUAUCGUCACCACAAAGAUCUUAAUACGAAAACUAUGAAUACAGAAGGAAGGUCGGCUUUCGUGACAUAUUGCGGUAGCAACUGGAGACUCCCAGAACGCAUCGCUUACGUCAAACGAAGCUUCAUUCAUCCGCAAUUCCAAGCGAAGCAUAAAUCUCGGAGAUAUCUCUACAAUAUCGGUGCGAUUCAAGUGCUUAAUUCAAUGGCAAACACAUGCCAUGGUUGGCGGCCGGUUUCAUUGAUGUCUCACCAGUUUGUGGCAGACCGCUCCGGCUCCUACGCUGCGGCGGUCGGCUGGGGUCUAGAUAGAUACGAAUCACAGUCGCACGCACAGCUGAUUUCUGAUGUACCUACACAUCCUCUUAUGUUAUACGAAGGUAUUGUGUACUCCAGCGCUUGUCCUGGAAACACAGAUUAUAGCAAGGUGAUGAUGCUAAAUGAGGAGAGCAUCAAGAAUGUCUACUGCUUAUCUUUACCAACAUCCAAUAUAGGUGACAAUGACACUAUCCAUGGAGGUUUACUGCUAAUUGGAGGAAAAUUAAUAGCAUUAUAUUUAAAGGAGGAAAGUAAACCUUGGGGCGUCCAGUCGGCGCUAUACACAGGGGUCUGGCAUCUCAUCCCAUGGCUGUUAGAUGUUGCGCGUGAAGGGGAGGAACUCGACACCUUUGUGUUAGAUAUGUAACAACUUACUCGAAGAAAAACAGAACA
Messenger RNA from Bicyclus anynana (squinting bush brown), 1410 nucleotides. RefSeq lists its product as uncharacterized. The transcript has 6 exons. Lineage: Eukaryota; Metazoa; Arthropoda; Insecta; Lepidoptera; Nymphalidae. The coding region runs from base 209 to 1384 and encodes 391 amino acids. The record is from RefSeq and is a predicted model, not a curated record. Gene Ontology annotation, molecular function: serine-type endopeptidase activity. Gene Ontology annotation, biological process: proteolysis.